GCAUUUCAUAUUCAAGAGCGUCAAGCUUCAAGCUUAGCUUAGCUUUAACCUGAGCAGGCAGCAGCCACAGCAACGAGCGCCUUAAACACUUCACUCUCUCUUUCUCUCUCCUUCUGAAAAAAUGGAGCUUUGUACAACACAAGCCGUCUCCAAUCUCCCCAUUUACAAUCAUCACCAUCACCAUCACCAUCACCAUCACCAUCACCAUCGUUCACUCGCCACCGCAUACUCUAAUCUAGGCCGCACAAAAACCUCUUUCUUUCUCAAGCAAACCACCGUCUGUCGUUCCGGUUAUGGCCUACGCUCCAGAACGCUGUAUUACACUAACCCAUCGCCAAGAGCAAUAAACUCUGAAGAAACUUCGAGUGGUUCAAAUCAGUAUUUCAGUGAUAAACGUGAUGUUGUAGCCACUGUCGAAGAUGUUCAACCAGUUGAAAAGCGUGUAUACACUGAAAGUGUAACUACAGAAGUACCUAAAGAAGAAUCACCUGUGGAUGAGCAAACAAAUGAACUUCUGGAUAAUCUUAAUAUAAAGUUUGACUCGGAAGAUGCAUAUUCGGUUAUUUUAUAUGGAAGUGGUGCAUUACUUGCUGUGUGGUUGGCAUCAGCAAUUGUUAGUGCCGUUGAUUCUAUUCCUUUGCUUCCUAAGUUGCUGGAAGUUGUGGGUCUUGGCUACACAAUCUGGUUCAGCACCCGCUAUCUGUUGUUCAAGAAAAAUAGAGAGGAGUUGACGGCAAAAAUUAAAGAGCUUAAGCAGCAGGUUCUGGGCACAAAUGAUGAGUGAAAUUUGAUGCGGGUAGGAAUUAUAUAAUUUUUCAAAGUUAUGUGCAGCUCCAGAAGCUGAGUGUAGAGCAAACAUGUUCAUAAGUUAGAUAUAUAGGCAGUUAUUUAUACAAUCAGUUUAUCACUGGACUAGUUAAAGGCAAAUAUAUGUUUUCUUCUUUAUUUUUUUAUUUUUAUCUGUAUGAAAGAAUUGUUUAUUGCUAAAGUUAUUUCCUUUCAAUA
Pistacia vera is the source of this 1005-nucleotide messenger RNA. RefSeq names its product protein CURVATURE THYLAKOID 1D, chloroplastic-like. The record is from RefSeq and is a predicted model, not a curated record. Gene Ontology annotation, cellular component: chloroplast thylakoid membrane; thylakoid. Lineage: Eukaryota; Viridiplantae; Streptophyta; Magnoliopsida; Sapindales; Anacardiaceae. The transcript has 5 exons. Bases 122 to 784 code for a protein of 220 amino acids.